AUGUGGAUACGCUUCGAUAAAAUACGAGAUGAGACCAUUUCAAAACUAAAUGAAUGUAGUAAUUGUAUCAAGAUGUCUGAAAAAUUAUAUCUUGAAACAAUAGAAAUGAAUACUAUUUUAGAAAGCAAAUUAGUCAAUGCAUCGAAUGAAGAAAAAGAAUGGAAAGAUAUCAAUGUCAAAUUAGCAACAACAUCAAUGUUGGAGGUGAAAAAUACACCACAAGCGUUGAUACGUUAA
This is a messenger RNA of Adineta steineri, 237 nucleotides long. NCBI's taxonomy places the organism in Eukaryota, Metazoa, Rotifera, Eurotatoria, Adinetida, Adinetidae. The record is from the annotation of a GenBank genome assembly.